Molecule: messenger RNA, 1539 nt
Organism: Rhododendron vialii
Lineage: Eukaryota; Viridiplantae; Streptophyta; Magnoliopsida; Ericales; Ericaceae
Product: protein FAR1-RELATED SEQUENCE 5-like
Exons: 2
Coding region: 424-1341 (305 amino acids)
Source: RefSeq, a predicted model, not a curated record
ACUUACAGUUGGAUACACAGUACCAAAACUUUACUAACUUUUCAGACUCUAAUGUCUGAAUUAUGUACAACUAUUUGGAUAUUAAUAUCCGAAUAUUGUCAACAUUGUUGGGCUCUUAUAUCCGAAUUUAGUGCCAGUUUUCAGAUAUUAAUAUCUGAAUAAAACUACUUAGAAUCCUACACUUACCUGGUUUGUCUUUGAGUGUUACAGGGUGACACUUCAACACUUGGUAGUUAUGUAGGGCUAUCGACUAUACCUACUUCGACUUGUCCUCCAUACGAUUAUACGGAGCAUUUUACAACGGAGACGGUUUUUCCAUCCGAUGAAGCGUUGGUAGAUUGGAUAAGAUGCACUGGUAAACAACACGGGUUUAUCAUUGUGAUUAAGGGUUCUGAGAAAUGUAUUAAGAAUCGCACACCUAGGAUGAGGUUUUCAUGUGAAAGGAGUGGUAAGUAUAUGCCGUUUGUAAAGAAAGUUGAUGGGAAGGAGGUAGCUGUAAAGAAGAGAGUGCGGUCCACGGGCACCAAAAAAUGUGAAUGCCCAUUUGAAUUGAAAGCUGUAAAGGGCAAUGAUGGUUGGACUGUCUCUGUCCAUGAUGGCACCCACAACCAUCCUCCAGCGGUGUACUUGGAGGGUCAUUCGUAUGCCGGGAGGUUGUCGGCAGAGCAGACUAGCACGGUGGUUGAUUUGUCAGUUGCUUUGGUGAAACCCAGAGAAAUCCUAACCCAUUUGAAGGUUCAAGAUCCUGAGAACGUAACGUCUAUCAAAACCGUGUACAAUGUACGACAAAAGUAUCGAGUGAUAGAGAAAGCUGGAAAAUCUCAAAUGCAACAUUUGUUGGAUCGGCUAGAAAAGUACCACUACGUUCAUUGGACCCGUGGGAACAAGACUCAGAAUGUCACGGAGUUGUUUUGGUCUCCCCCAUCUGCCGGGGAGAUGUUACGUGCUUUUCCCCACGUGUUAAUGAUGGAUUGCACAUACAAGACGAAUAAGUACAAGUUUCCUUUGCUUCAAAUUAUUGGUGUAACAUCAACGGAGAUGACUUUUUGUGCAGCGUUUGCUUUCAUGGAGUGUGAAAAAACGGAAAACUACACUUGGGUCUUGGAGAAGCUAAAAGGCAUGAUGGAUCCCAACGCGCUUCCGUCCAUUAUUGUCACGGAUAGGGAGUUGGCGCUUAUGAAUGCCAUCACAAAUGUUUUCCCUCAUGCUACCAACCUCCUAUGUAGGUGGCAUAUUGGCAAAAACGUAUUAGCCAAGUGUAGAAAGAUGUUUGAUGACAAGAUGUGGGAGGAGUUUAUUUGCAGUUGGGGCCUAGUCGUCCUUUCAUCGAGUGUUGCAUAAUACGAGGAACGCCUUUGUGUUUUGAAGCGUAAUUUUGAAAUGGUUCCUGCAGCACUUGAGUACGUCGAGAAAAAUUGGUUGGUACCUUACAAAGAGAGGUUUGUAGGAGCUUGGACGGACAAAAUCAUGCAUUUUGGAAACCUAACAAGUAACAGGUAAACGCUUCAUUCGCAACUCUGGCAUUUUCCUUAAUAUUCA